GUAGACUGCAGCUGCCGACACCAAUCUUGCAAGAUUCUCUCUUCAAGACAUGGACAACGCACCAGAAACACCGAAAAUGACGCUGGCUUCCUACUACGGCCACCGGGAAAUGCCGGUAAUAGGCAUGGGGACAGCGGCGGACCCCUUCGAUGAAGCCACGAUGAAGACGGCGGUCCUGGAGGCGAUAAAGAUUGGCUACAGGCACUUUGACACUUCUCCACUGUACAGGUCAGAAAAAGCUGUGGGAGAAGCCAUAGCUGAAGCGCUUAGACUUGGCCUUAUUGGUUCUCGAGACGAGCUCUUCAUCACUUCUAAGCUUUGGUGCUCCGAUGCUCACACCGAUCUUGUCAUGCCUGCUCUAAAGAAUUCCCUCAGGACUCUUCAACUGGAGUAUCUAGACCUUUAUUUGAUCCACUGGCCCAUCAGUUUUAAGCCUGGAAGAUUGAUGUUCCCAGUGCCUAAGGACGAGCUUCUGCCAAUGGACUUCAAGUCUGUGUGGGCAGCCAUGGAAGAGUGCCAACAGCUUGGCCUCACAAAGGCCAUUGGAGUCAGCAACUUUUCUUGCAAGAAGCUUGAACACUUACUUGCCUUCGCUACUAUCCCUCCUGCAGUAAAUCAAGUGGAGAUGAGCCCUCUCUGGCAACAGAAGAAGCUUAGAGAAUUCUGCAAGGCUAAUGACAUAGUAGUGACUGCUUACUCUCCUCUAGGAGCAAAGGGGACUCGCUGGGGCAGCAGUUUAGUCAUGGACAAUGAAGUACUAAAUGAGAUUGCAAAGACUCGUGGCGAGACUGUUGCUCAGGUUUGUCUGCGAUGGGCGUAUGAGCAAGGAACAAGUUUUGUAGUUAAGAGCUAUAGGAAAGAAAGACUGAAGGAGAAUAUGAACAUCUUUGAUUGGGCACUAUUGAAGGAUGAUCAUGACAAGAUUAAUCAAAUCCCACAACAAAGAUUACAACCUAGAGAAGAACUAGUUUCAGCUAAUGGACCAUACAAGUCCCUUGAAGAGCUAUGGGAUGGGGAGAUUUAACCUCAUAUUAAAUAAAUUGUAAAUUGAACUCCAGAGCUUUAUCUUGAUAAAUGAUGUGAACUUGUAUCGUACAAUUGCUCCUUUGCCAUUGUACUUAAGCGCAAGAGCAUGAGGGCAUUUUGUGUAAAUUGAAGCAAGAAAGCCCAGAAGGUUCCUCUCA
Messenger RNA from Hevea brasiliensis (rubber tree), 1184 nucleotides. Its product is annotated as non-functional NADPH-dependent codeinone reductase 2-like. The transcript is spliced from 4 exons. Gene Ontology annotation, cellular component: cytosol. The record is from RefSeq and is a predicted model, not a curated record. The coding region runs from base 50 to 1024 and encodes 324 amino acids. Gene Ontology annotation, molecular function: aldose reductase (NADPH) activity. NCBI's taxonomy places the organism in Eukaryota, Viridiplantae, Streptophyta, Magnoliopsida, Malpighiales, Euphorbiaceae.